UCACAAUUGUUCUCGCAGGAAUCGGUGUGACUUUCUUUCCAGUGGUCCCUCAGGCUAUCAUGUUGUCGUCGUUGAUCGUUCUUGCAUUCUUGCCUUUGCUAUUCGCACUGCUCGCACGUCCGUCAUGGCGCAAGAACAAUGAUGACGUUUUGAAGCUACUGAGAACUGAUUUGGACGAUGGCGUGGACACGCCGCCCCCGCGCGUCCUUCUCCUUACGGCACACCCGGAUGACGAGUGCAUGUUUUUCGCGCCCACCGUGCAGGCUCUCGUCGAACACGGGAACAAGCUUCCUCCCACUGACACUGACAGACUCGAAGUUUACUCCUUAUGCUUGUCCAUCGGCAAUGCAGAUGGCCUAGGAAGUGUUCGGCGGCAUGAACUUGACCGCAGCCUCGAUAUUCUUGGUAUCCAAGAGGGACACCGCUGGGUGGAAGAUAAAUCUGCACUGCAAGACAAUUUCACUGCUCAGUGGGAUCAUCAAGUCAUCGCAGAUGUCAUCAUGCCCUAUGUCAUCAAUAAUAACAUCACUACCAUCCUCACAUUCGACGACUACGGUAUUUCAGGACACCCCAACCAUUACUCCCUCCCUCGGGGCGUAGUACAUCUAAUAUCCUCACUGUCUGUCACCUCUUCUCCCACCAACGGCUCCGCACUCCCAUCCAUACCACGGCUGUUCGCCCUCGUGUCCAUGCCCCUGCUCAGCAAAUACACAGGCCCACUCUCCCUGCUGCUCGUCCCUCUGCAGCGCGCGCUGAAUGGAAUGUUAUUAUCCAACUCCGAGCAUAACACAGUCACGACGGGGCAGCACGAUGCUGGCCCCUCGAGGGUGGUGUUCAUCUCCGGCGCGGCAGAGUAUGCGACGGCACUCCGUGCGAUGCGCCAGCAUCGCUCGCAACUAGUGUGGUUCAGGUGGCUGUACGUCACGUUCUCGAGAUACAUGUGGGUAAAUGACUGGGUUGAGGCCGUGCCGCGUGGAUAGAAGAAUCAAUUUGGUGUUCUCUAUCGAGCUAAGGACUGUAUGAGCGUGCUAUAUGGGGUUUUUGUCGAGACUGUGACCGGAAUCAUCAUCGGAACUGUGGCUACAUCCGCUCAAUCAUUUGUAUACUAGCUGCGCACUGCUAGUGGGGCUAAAUACUGAGUGCUGCAGUAUUGAGAUGAGCCUUUUCUUCGAGACUAUAUGGACACUGGCUGGAUACAUAGUACAAUUUUUCACUGGAUGUCAUGCAUCGCAAAUGCCGAUUGCUGCUCACCGCAAACUUGAAAGCA
Messenger RNA from Laetiporus sulphureus 93-53, 1267 nucleotides. RefSeq names its product LmbE-like protein. Gene Ontology annotation, molecular function: N-acetylglucosaminylphosphatidylinositol deacetylase activity. Gene Ontology annotation, cellular component: endoplasmic reticulum. The transcript is spliced from 4 exons. NCBI's taxonomy places the organism in Eukaryota, Fungi, Basidiomycota, Agaricomycetes, Polyporales, Laetiporaceae. The coding region runs from base 60 to 980 and encodes 306 amino acids. The record is from RefSeq and is a predicted model, not a curated record. Gene Ontology annotation, biological process: GPI anchor biosynthetic process.